This is a messenger RNA of Rotaria socialis, 603 nucleotides long. The record is from the annotation of a GenBank genome assembly. NCBI's taxonomy places the organism in Eukaryota, Metazoa, Rotifera, Eurotatoria, Philodinida, Philodinidae.
AUGAAAUAUCUAGUUAUAUUUCUAACUCUAUUUUUGUCCAUUUCAAAAUAUCAAUGUGAAUAUGCAUCUUGCAGGACGAAUUGUUCAACUAAUGGAACAUUUGACGACGAAUGUUGGCGACAAGCAUUAACUUAUCAAUCAGCAGAGUUAGUUGAACGGUUAUUUUCAUUUAGUAGUCUUUCUGUACAUGUUGACACUUUCCAACGAAAACAUUCCAGUCAAUUAAAUGAUAGUAUUAAAUUUAUUGACACUGCGUUAAACAAUCAUCUAUUAAACGAAUCGAAGGAUGCAAAACUUAACAUGAAUUUAUUUACAGAAACAAAACAAAUUCUUAUUAAUUUUUGUCGAAAUUUAACAUCACAGCCAGUUACGGAUGUUCGUCAAAUUCCAUCAUUGGUAUGCUCAGCGCAUUCAUGUUCUGGAGAUAUACGUAAUUAUGUGGUACUUUUUAUAAUUAGUAUUGCUAUAUGCAGUGUGACACUAAUCAUUUGCAUUGUACAAUCUAUUAAAAUACGUCGUAGAAGAAAUCCACGAUCGAUUGUGAUAGCUAACAAUGCAGUUCCUAAUUCACCUGCAACUGCUGUAACUACUACUGAUACUUAA